ACGCAGGUCCAGCACACGAUCCCAAAAAAAUACUCUGCAUCGUCUCCAUCGCUGUUCUUCCAUUAUUGACGAAUCUCUUUCCUUCUUAAUAAACACACACCCCCUUUAGAUUCCCACCAACGCCUCUCUCUCUCUCUCGAUUUGUUCAUCGCCGGAGCUCGUGGUCCGCGGCGGAGAGAUGGCUCCUAACGAUCCUAAAAAUGGCGGCGGCGGCGGAGGGAGCGGUUUCUUCGCGUCUCUCGCUUCCUCGAUCUCCAGUUUGGGAUCCGCCAUGACCAAAUCAGUUAACGGUUUGGUUGGCUAUGAGGGACUUGAAGUUAUUAACCCUGAAGGGAGCACAGAGGAUGCAGCUGAGGAAGCUAACAGAGGAAGAUGGAAGCAAGAGGAUAGAGAUGGUUAUUGGAAGAUGAUGCAGAAGUACAUAGGGUCUGAUGUCACAUCGAUGGUGACCCUUCCCGUUAUUAUCUUUGAACCAAUGACAAUGCUUCAGAAAAUGGCUGAGUUGAUGGAGUACUCGCAUCUACUAGACAUGGCAGAUGAAACUGAGGAUCCUUAUAUGCGCAUGGUGUAUGCUUCAUCAUGGGCUAUAUCUGUGUACUUCGCUUUCCAACGUACGUGGAAACCGUUUAAUCCAAUCCUUGGUGAGACUUAUGAGAUGGCUAAUUACAAUGGUGUCAACUUCAUAUCCGAACAGGUCAGCCAUCACCCGCCGAUGAGUGCAGGUCAUGCUGAAAACGAGCAUUUCACUUAUGAUUGUACUUCGAAACUUAAAACAAAGUUUCUUGGCAAUUCCAUUGACGUUUACCCAGUAGGAAGGACACGUGUGACACUCAAAAGAGACGGAGUGGUUCUUGACUUGGUACCCCCACUGACCAAAGUUCACAACCUAAUCUUUGGACGAACUUGGGUUGAUUCUCCUGGGGAAAUGAUCAUGACCAACAUGACCACGGGUGACAAAGUUGUGCUUUACUUUCAACCAUGUGGUUGGUUCGGAUCUGGUCGAUAUGAAGUGGACGGAUACGUCUAUAACGCCAAUGAGGAGCCCAAGAUACUAAUGACUGGUAAAUGGAACGAGUCCAUGAGCUAUCAGCAGUGUGAUGGUGAAGGUGAACCUCUCCCGGGCACUGAAUUAAAGGAGGUCUGGAAACUCGCUGAUGCUCCAAAGGAUGACAAGUACCAAUACACACACUUUGCUCACAAGAUCAAUAGCUUCGACACUGCCCCAAAGAAGCUCUUGCCGUCUGAUUCACGGUUACGCCCUGAUAGAUACGCACUAGAGAUGGGCGACAUGUCCAAAUCUGGCAAUGAGAAGAGCAGCAUGGAAGAGAGACAGAGAGCUGAAAAGAGAACACGUGAAGAGAAAGGCCAAAGCUUUACUCCCAAGUGGUUUGAUAUAACAGAGGAAGUCACUCCUACACCAUGGGGUGAUCUCGAAGUUUACCAGUUCAACGGAAAGUACUUAGAACACCGGGAAGCUGCUGAUAAAUCUGAAGAUAACACCGACCCUAAGUCAAUCCCAUUCAACCCAUGGCAAUUCCAAGACAUGUCGACUUAAGUGAACUGCUCCAAAAAAAGACAAAAGAAGAUCAAAACUUUUGGUAUCAUGUGUUGUAAUACUUAUUCUCUAGUAGUUCCAGCAAACUCUUGCAUUCUCUAGUUAUAGUUUACAACUUC
Molecule: messenger RNA, 1674 nt
Organism: Brassica oleracea var. oleracea
Lineage: Eukaryota; Viridiplantae; Streptophyta; Magnoliopsida; Brassicales; Brassicaceae
Product: oxysterol-binding protein-related protein 3B-like
Exons: 9
Coding region: 179-1555 (458 amino acids)
Cellular component (GO): intracellular membrane-bounded organelle; membrane; cytosol
Molecular function (GO): sterol binding
Source: RefSeq, a predicted model, not a curated record